Messenger RNA from Amphibalanus amphitrite, 1337 nucleotides. RefSeq names its product balbiani ring protein 3-like. The transcript has 6 exons. NCBI's taxonomy places the organism in Eukaryota, Metazoa, Arthropoda, Thecostraca, Balanomorpha, Balanidae. The record is from RefSeq and is a predicted model, not a curated record. The coding region runs from base 213 to 1034 and encodes 273 amino acids. Gene Ontology annotation, cellular component: membrane. Gene Ontology annotation, biological process: positive regulation of cell population proliferation; positive regulation of protein autophosphorylation. Gene Ontology annotation, molecular function: growth factor activity; growth factor receptor binding.
CUUCCCUCACGAAUAAUUUGCAUCACCAAUCAUAUCAUAAACAUACGCCAGAUAAGCCUCACGGCCAUCCUGAAUUUCCCCAGCCGCGCUGGACUGGAAACGGCUGUAAUCCUUCGAUCUGCUGCGGAGUCUCACCCAAACAAUCCCUACCAGUCUUCUGCUGAGUCUCACUUGAGUAACAUCUCAGUCUCAACUCCUCAAUAUCUUACACCAUGUCUUUGUUUCGGUCCUUGACGCGACCGGUGACCUCUGUGGUAUCGUUCCGCGCCCUUUGUGCCGUGUUUGUGGUGAGCGCCGCCCUGGUGACCUCUCAACACGGGCAGGCCAUGGCUCAGGAUAUGGUAAACGUCAUGAGGACAAUGGCUGAGAUGCCACCGGAAGAUCGCAGAGAGGCGAUGGAAGCCGCCGCUAGACGAGGAGGGGACACCUGCGAGGGAGGAAUGACCACAAAUCAUACGCUGGAUACGCCUGGCACGUGUAAUGGGGCGGACCAUAUCGCGUGGCAAGAGCACCUUCUGCGGUGUGCCUGCCGGCCACGUGAGACGGUGGUGUCCCUUCACAACGCUGACACAACCAACAUGAUAAUGCCCUCGAUGGCAGUGGUAGCGCGGUGCAGCGGAUGGUGCUCCACCAUGGGCCACUCGUGUAUGGCCACCAGCACCCGGACGAAGGAAGUCACGCUGUUUCAUUUUGACGCGGUCAACCACCGUAUGCAGUGCGGAGCGGUUAAAGUUGAGGAGGACGUCAAAUGCAGUUGUGGGUGUCCGCUGACCGCCGCCGACUGCACGGAAAGACAGGAGUUCCACUCGGACCUGUGCCUGUGCCGGUGUAAGAAGACCGCCGAGUACCGGCGCGGCUGCGACGCCGACCGGCGCUGGGACAACCGACUGUGCCGCUGCGUGUGCGCCUCGCGCGGAGAGUGCAGCACGGGACUGGGCUGGAGCGACGACUUCUGCAGAUGCCUACCAAUGGUUCUCCCAACAGGCGAAGGGGGUUUCCCGACCAGCAUCGACGAAAAUUCAGUUCGCUAUUAAACUAACUACGCUCAUGUUAAAUCAUUCAACUUGCAAGGACAUUCACGGAUUAUAUUAAUGCUGUUGUACCUAAUUUGUAUCAGUUUUGGUCAUGUCAUGUCAUCGACUUUAUCGACCAAUUUGUUGUCUGCUUUUUAUUAUCACCAGCGCAAGUUGCGCGAGUUAGGGCGAGCUUCGGAAGCAAAAAUAAAUUUAGUUUUCGUCGUUCUCUUUGUUCUUGACUGCUUGCUUUUUGCGCUAUAAUCGCGCAUUCACUCAUUGUGUGAGAGCAUGAAUGAAACCAAUAUAAUCGAUAAACUUGAA